AUGUCACUAAAACAUGCGCAAUACGAUAGUAAAUGUUAUUGCAACAGUGUUGCAACGUCAUGUUGCAGCAUUGCUCAUGUAAAUUGCUGCAGGCGCAAAAGCACUGGCAGCGGAAGUGUUUUCAGUGUUGCAAGCAAAUGUGAUAAACAAAGUUCGAAUGCAAGAAUAGCGGCGAAGAGUAAACAAAAAACAGACUUUGUCAAAAUAAAACCAAAAUCAACCAAUCGCCUCACUGAUGGUAGUAAAAACCGACGCGGACUCGGUCAUUCCAAUUCGCAUGGCGCCACUAAUUUUAGUCGUCGCAAUUCCGCCGCAACCACAGUAACAUUUUCCACGCCCUGCGCUACGCCAAUCUCAAUGCACAGCUCGAACGCAACGACGCCCACACUCAAAACACCGUCGCCGCUGCCAACGACAGCUUCAACCACAAGCACAAUUUUAAAGAAUGUGCCCGUAACUAUGUCAUCGUUAAGUGAUAAUUUCAGCGCGCUCAGCGUUUCGUCAAAAAGUGACCGCAGCAGCGAUUGCGGCGACGCGCUGCCACACGAGUACACCGAGCAACGACGCUACUACGAGAGCGCGAAGCAAUUGAUGAAACUGAUAUCCACACAGGGUGACAAGUAUACCGCCUUGAACCUUAUCAGCGGUGGCGGCGGCGGUAUUGGUGCCGCCGCUUGUGUGGGCGACGCGGAAGUGAACGCUGAGCGCUUGCGUCAAUUACAAGAAUUUCGUCUACAAAAUGCAGAAGAUUGCUUCACCGUACAUCGACAGCUAGAUUUGCAUUUGCCAAUGCGCGCGAAAACAUUGAUGCACGUUGAAGCUGCACAGCCGGUAAGUAAGCUUCAAUGGCAGACUAUGCCAAGUAAGGCAGAGAAUACAACAGCGAAAGUCGCGUUGGUUAAGGAGCGCGCGAAGAAACCACAGCAUACGCGUACUUCAAUUACUCCUUAUGCGGUGCGUCAAAGAUUAUUGCAGCUCCGCUUGGAGGCAGACGAGUUGAAACGCGCGAAACCUGAACGAAAGUUGUAUGGUCCAUUGGAAAAGAGUUGCGCACUACGUUAUCAAGAAACCUACUAA
Molecule: messenger RNA, 1077 nt
Organism: Zeugodacus cucurbitae (melon fly)
Lineage: Eukaryota; Metazoa; Arthropoda; Insecta; Diptera; Tephritidae
Exons: 1
Coding region: 1-1077 (358 amino acids)
Source: RefSeq, a predicted model, not a curated record